This is a messenger RNA of Gossypium raimondii (Peruvian cotton), 2070 nucleotides long. RefSeq lists its product as uncharacterized. Gene Ontology annotation, biological process: GMP biosynthetic process. The coding region runs from base 257 to 1861 and encodes 534 amino acids. The record is from RefSeq and is a predicted model, not a curated record. Gene Ontology annotation, molecular function: ATP binding; GMP synthase (glutamine-hydrolyzing) activity; GMP synthase activity. Gene Ontology annotation, cellular component: cytosol. Lineage: Eukaryota; Viridiplantae; Streptophyta; Magnoliopsida; Malvales; Malvaceae. The transcript is spliced from 6 exons.
UUUUUAACUAGUGGGGUGUCCCCAAUUUCCAGGAAAGGUCCAAAAAGCUUCCAAAUUUCCAAAUUUAAUAAUUUAUUUAUUCAGUUUAGUCCAAAAACAAAUAAAAUAAAGCAGUUACAGUAUUUUGCUACGGGUAGAGGCAUAUAAUUUUAUAGGUCCCAUUUCCCGCCAUUCUAAAAACCCUAAUUCCCCUCCGCCUUCCUCCUUAAACCCUACAGCCGCCUCAAUCGCCACCACUCAUUCCCUAAAAGCCAUAAUGGACCCAAAAGCCGUGAAAUCCGACUUAGUCCUUAUCCUCGACUUCGGCUCUCAAUACACCCAUCUCAUCACUCGCCGUAUUCGUGCUCUGUCGGUCUUCUCGCUUUGUAUCUCCGGUACUUCCCCUCUCUCUUCCAUCACUUCGCUCAAUCCCAAAGUUGUUAUCCUUUCCGGUGGACCUCACUCUGUCCAUUCCAAUGAUUCACCUUCGUUUGCUGAGGGGUUCGUUGAUUGGGCUCAGUCCAAUGGGGUUUUUGUCCUGGGUAUCUGCUAUGGACUUCAGUUACUUGUUCAGAGACUUGGUGGGGAAGUUAGGGUUGGGGAGAAGCAGGAGUAUGGUAGGAUGGAUAUUGAGGUUGAGAAAAAUUGUGGUAUUUUUGGUGGGAAGAAGGUUGGGGAUAAGCAGGUUGUUUGGAUGAGUCAUGGUGAUGAGGCUGCUAGGUUGCCCGAUGGGUUUGAAGUGGUGGCUAGGAGUCAACAGGGCGCCGUCGCCGCUGUUGAGGACAGAGGCCGAAAAUUUUAUGGGUUGCAGUAUCAUCCUGAGGUUACACAUUCGCUGGAAGGGAUGGAAACGCUGAGAUAUUUCUUGUUUGAUGUUUGCGGUGUGAAUGCUGGUUGGAAAAUGGAAGAUGUUAUGGAUGAAGAAAUUGAAGUGAUCAACAACACGGUUGCUCCUGAUGAUCAUGUUAUUUGUGCUCUAUCCGGUGGUGUUGAUUCCACAGUUGCUGCAACCCUUGUUCACAAAGCAAUUGGGGACCGACUUCACUGUGUUUUUGUUGACAAUGGUUUGUUAAGGUAUAAAGAGAGAGAACGUGUGAUGGAAACCUUUGAAAGGGAUCUGCAUUUACCGGUUACUUGCGUUGACGCAAGUGAGCAGUUUCUUAGUAAACUUAAAGGAGUUGUAGACCCUGAGAUGAAAAGAAAGAUAAUAGGCAAAGAAUUUAUCUGCAUCUUUGAUGCUUUUGCUCAUGAAUUGGAGCAAAAAGUAGGAAAGAAGCCGGCUUUUCUGGUUCAAGGAACCUUGUAUCCAGACGUGAUUGAAUCAUGUCCUCCACCAGGAAGUGGAAGAACCCAUUCACACACAAUCAAAAGUCAUCAUAAUGUUGGAGGACUUCCCAAAGACAUGAAGUUAAAGCUCAUUGAGCCACUUAAACUUCUCUUCAAGGACGAGGUUCGGCAACUCGGGAGGAUAUUGAAGGUUCCUGAGCCAUUUUUAAAGCGUCAUCCAUUUCCUGGGCCUGGCCUUGCAGUUCGAGUCUUGGGUGAUGUAACUGAAGGCAAUGCCUUGGACAUUGUGCGCCAGGUUGAUGAAAUUUUCAUUCAGUCCAUCAAAGAUGCUGGUAUUUAUGAUUCAAUUUGGCAAGCUUUUGCUGUAUUUUUGCCUGUAAAAUCCGUUGGAGUUCAAGGUGAUCAAAGGACACAUUCAUAUGUUGUUACUCUCCGAGCUGUUACAAGUCAAGAUGGAAUGACAGCAGAUUGGUACUGUUUUGAAAACAGUUUCCUUAAAGAAGUUUCUCAAAAGAUUUGUAACAAUGUUCGAGGUGUGAAUCGUGUUACUCUGGACAUUACAUCGAAGCCCCCAUCGACAAUCGAAUGGGAGUGAUGCCAUGCCGUAGAGCAAAGGUGAUAUAUUUGUGUCUUUAUCCGAGGCUAGCAUUUCUUAAGCUACAUUAUCUCUCUCAAUGAAAUACCAAAUUUCUAUUGGAACUUUUUAGUAAUAUUUAGCAUUAUAUUUCUUUUGGCAGUUGUAAUUAUUUCUGUUGAUGGAUGCUUUUAUAGUUUUAGCCGAAUAUAAUGGGCAUGUCUUUUGAA